This is a messenger RNA of Diachasma alloeum, 3080 nucleotides long. Its product is annotated as dentin sialophosphoprotein. The record is from RefSeq and is a predicted model, not a curated record. NCBI's taxonomy places the organism in Eukaryota, Metazoa, Arthropoda, Insecta, Hymenoptera, Braconidae. The transcript is spliced from 6 exons. Bases 1498 to 2955 code for a protein of 485 amino acids.
AAUCAAUGAUGACGGGUAAUCACAAAUUCGCGGAGAAUUGAAAAAACUUGGUUAAAAAUCAAAAGCUUAUUUGACGAUACUACUUUGAUAUCCCUAAGGCAGAAAUAUACUAUUUCUAUUUCAAAGAGUCAGCCUCCAUUCGCCAGGUAUUCGUAGGAGUCUAUAAAUCAUGUCCGACUCAGAGUCUGAAGAACCAGCAGAGUUCCGCAAUUUUUUUACGAUGGAUAACUUCAAUCUGCGACACGUAUUUUAUUGUGGUCUUUUAGAAAUCAUGUUUUUUUUCAAUCCAGCUUCUUUCAAAAAGAAUCCAUACAAACUACUCUUGAUGUUGCACAAUUCCUCCUCUGCACUCUACGAAAAAUUUGUUCUCAACACGAUCCUAUUGAGACAAAUGUCCAAGGAAUCUCCGAAUUUCCGAUUGAUUCGGCAGAAAUUGCGAGAUCAUUUGCGUUACACGCAAGUGUAUGGACUGUGCAUUGAUAUCCAGUUUCACUUGGAUCACUGCCAAACAUGCACACAACUGCUUGUCAUGGAUCUUGCAGAUUACUGCCCCGGGAUGAAUGUCAGUGACGAACUGCACGGCCAAUACUUGGAGUCAUUCCGAAUCAUGUUGAGCGAAUCAAAAAAGUUUGCCGUUCUAUUUCCAAAAUUCGUUACACCGAAGAGCAAGCAAAUGUAUGGUCGUUUAUGGAAUAAUGUCUUGGAGCACAGAUACCAGGGCCCCCCAUUCCCAGUGAAGGAGCAAAUUGACUGGAAAACCAGUGCUUCUAUUAAACUCAAUGAUGAUGAGGAGCUAUCUGUAUUUGCGCAGGACAUUUCCGAGACAAUACAGGAAUAUUUUUCUCAUGAGUCUUCCAAGCAGGACAGUGUCAAACAGAAAGGCUCACAGGGGAAGAAAAAUAAGAUUACUGACAAACGAACUGUCGUUGAGAGGGCAACAGAAGAGCCGGGUCCAUCUGGAGUGAACAAAAAAAUGGACCGAUCGAGUGAGACAGAUUUAAAGAGACAUGAUAAAAAUUUGAAAGAAGCCAACAAGCGAGGCUCAAGGCAGCUGCUAUCAGACAGUGACUCAGAAAAUUCCGAGAUGUACCCCGCAACUAGCACCAGAACUGAUAAACUUUCAAUAUCUCCAAUCUCCGACGACAGCAACUCUUCAGAUUCUGGGAAACAAGAGAGGAAAAAAAGAAAAUUGUUACCGGCAAAAACAACCAGCCGCACAAGGAAACGUAAAUUAUCAUCAGAAUCCACUGAAAAUAGCGAUGAAGAUAUAAAAACAGACAAGAAGUACUCGAGACCAACUACUGAUUCAGGCGAUACCAAGGGGACUGAAGACCCAACGAUCAAAACUACAGACUGCGAAGUGAGAUUGGAGGCGAACACACCAGAAGUACUUCCACCUCUACGGCUGAAAAGCAGGAAAAGUUAACUGACAACAAAAAUGUGGACAUUGACGGACAAUUUCCUUCAACACCUCAGGAACGGGAAGAUGAGAGAAACAUGCCAGUGGAGUUACAAAAGGUACUUCCAGAAGCUGACAUAUUUCCGGAUCAGAAUGAGCUCGAUGAAAACGUUGACGGGAAUGACUCGAGCCGUUCACCUUCAAAGGACAAGUCUGCACUCCCUGACGACAGCAACUCCACAGAUUCUGCGGUUGAAACGUUGCCGCUUGGAAAGAGAAACUUCAAGGGUCCAAAGGUGUCAAGUGUGGUUAAAGUGGAUGGGAAUCAGAAGUACACCAUUUUCAAAAAACAACAGACUUUAGUGGAACAACGUCCUCCAUCGCCUCGAGACGAUACUAACAUGCCUCCCGCAAGUUACGGUGAAGUUGCACAGCCGGCAGGAGAAGAAUCACCUGGAGGAAAAAUGGAAAUUGACGAUGAGCGCCAGAAGGACGAAGACCCCGACGAGACUAACGUAACGCUUUCACCUACAGUUGACAAGUCUUCGGUUUCAGACAAGUCCGCAGAUUCAGAGGAUGAAAAUCAACUCAUCAACUUUCAAUUUGUAAAGACAUCACACACGCCCCUGGUUUCUUCAGCUGAACUUGAGAAGUUUGAUGAUCAAUUCCUUGUCGGAGACACAUCUCGAAGUACAGACUCGUCAGAUUCUUCGUCCGGGUCAGAAUCGUCAGAAGAUUCUGAUGAAGAAUCAUCAGGGUCAUCGAAAUGCGCAUUUUACGGUGAUUAUGGAGAUGAGGUCAACCGUGACGCAAAAGAGACACAGCGUUCCACUACCACCAAUGAAUCUCCGGGUGGUGAUUCCGUUGCACAAGCAGAGGACGAAGAGACCUCUCAGAAGGAUUUAAAUGUCACCGCCCCCGGCCGCAUCAAAACUUCGAUGAUGACAUCAUCUCCGGAAGCCGGGCCGAGCAACAUGGCCUCGAGUUUAAGAUCCCCGAAAAUUGAUGCGGCCGGCAUACACACGUCCUUCGUGUCAGCGAGUGACAGCUCUGUGGACGAAAACGAGCCAACGAUAUCACUUGCAAAGCUGGAAUUGAUGGCAAAACGCAUGCAAGGUAACGCAUCAUCGUCGCAAACACACGAUGAAAGGGACACCGAUGAAGAGCAAGAGAGGACCACACGUCAUGGAGGCGAUAACAACAGACGAACAGUAAGCCCUGAGGGCAGGGGUAACACUCCACCCCCUCAGGACCAGAAUUGGAGCAAAGAAGAGGUGAAUGCCUUCGUAACAUCGAACUUUGGCACAUUACGAGAUCGAUUGAACAGCGAGGAAGAGUAUGAAAUUGAAGAAUUGAUGGCGUGCGGUCAGAACAAACAAAGAAGGAGGAUAUGGCUUGUAAAGUGGGUGGGAUGGGACGGUCUAACAUGGGAGAAAGCCGAUAACAUCUCUCUCGCUCUCAGAAAACAAUGGAUAAACGAGAAUCCAAAUGCACCCGUGAUGAAAAUUACAGAGCAGGAAAUAGAAGCCCGGAAGAAGGCAUGUAAAAAGAGAUGAAAACAGAGAUGAAAGAAUGAGGUCCUCCGCAGAAUGAAAAAAAAAAGAUUUACGACUCUUUUUUUGUGCAGUUUACGUAUUUUUUGUGAGAAAUAAUAAAAGAAAACAAUUUGUUGUGGUUAAAA